AUGGGCACCUUCCAGCUAGAAGACUUUGCAGCUGGCUGGAUCGGAGGUGCAGCCAGUGUCAUCGUUGGCCACCCUCUGGAUACAGUCAAGACUUGCCUGCAGGCUGGUGUUGGCUACAGGAACACAUUCAACUGCAUCGGCAUGGUGUACAAGAGGGAGAGUGUGUUCGGCUUCUUCAAGGGCAUGUCCUUCCCCCUGGCCAGCAUUGCUGUCUACAACUCAGUGGUGUUUGGGGUCUUCAGUAACACCGAACGGUUCCUCAGCCGGCACCGCUGUGGGGACCCAGAGGCUGGCCCUAGCCGAAGUCUGUCUGAUCUACUCCUGGCUAGCAUGGUGGCUGGUAUGGUCUCCGUUGGGCUGGGCGGGCCCGUGGACCUCAUCAAGAUCCGACUACAGAUGCAAACACAGCCAUUUCGGGAAGCCACCCAUGGAUUGAAGUCCAGGCCAGUGGCCCCCGGGGAGCAGGCAGCAUACCACGGACCAAUACACUGCAUUGCAACCAUUGUGCGGACUGAGGGCCUGGCAGGGCUGUACCGGGGAGCCAGUGCUAUGCUGCUGAGGGACAUCCCAGGAUAUUGCCUCUACUUUAUUCCCUAUGUGUUCCUAAGCGAAUGGAUCACACCUGAGGCCUGCACAGGGCCCAGCCCCUAUGCUGUGUGGCUGGCAGGUGGCCUUGCAGGGGCAAUUUCCUGGGGGACAGCUACUCCAAUGGAUGUUGUGAAGAGCCGACUCCAGGCUGAUGGCGUCUAUGUAAACAAAUACAACGGAGUCCUGGACUGCAUCUCCCAGAGUUACCGGCAAGAAGGCUUGAGGGUGUUUUUCAGGGGCCUUGCUGUGAAUGCUGUGCGUGGCUUCCCCACAAGCGCAGCCAUGUUCCUCGGUUACGAGCUCUCCCUGAAGGCACUCCGCGGUGACCACACUGUGACAAGCCCAUGA
Cricetulus griseus (Chinese hamster) is the source of this 936-nucleotide messenger RNA. NCBI's taxonomy places the organism in Eukaryota, Metazoa, Chordata, Mammalia, Rodentia, Cricetidae. The record is from RefSeq and is a predicted model, not a curated record.